AUGGCAGAUACUUUCAGAUGGAACCCCAUCCUCUAUUGGCAGUCAGACGGCUUGCAUGGUGUGGAGCUCUAUCUGAUGCACCUCACGUGGAGGCUGAGGAGAGAGAUCUUGCGGUCUAUUGCAAGGUCCUUCAAGCCUAAAUCCGGUCAUUUUUGCGGACCACGCCUGUUGGCCGAUCAUACAGCAGCACCAGAAACUGUGGUCAGCAUGAAGGCAGAUAUGCUUGAGGACGACAGGGAGGAGGGAGAAGAAAGAUACGAGUGGGCGACAAUCUGGUUGAUCUCGAUCACGAUAGUGGUUUAUGAAAAAGCGACGACUUCCCAGUGCGCUCUCUCCGUCUCAUCGAUGCAUGGGUUAGUUGUUGGAAUCUCGAUGUUAGGUGAGGCGAUAGCAGGCAAUAACAGAGGAGCAAGUGACGAAGAGACGUCGGUAAAAUAUCCACAAGCCCGCAAACUCAAUAUCAAUCGCGGGUAUCUCCGACGGUGCCGACGCUGA
Messenger RNA from Coniophora puteana RWD-64-598 SS2, 495 nucleotides. RefSeq lists its product as uncharacterized. The transcript has 4 exons. The coding region runs from base 1 to 495 and encodes 164 amino acids. NCBI's taxonomy places the organism in Eukaryota, Fungi, Basidiomycota, Agaricomycetes, Boletales, Coniophoraceae. The record is from RefSeq and is a predicted model, not a curated record.